Molecule: messenger RNA, 483 nt
Organism: Diabrotica balteata
Lineage: Eukaryota; Metazoa; Arthropoda; Insecta; Coleoptera; Chrysomelidae
Source: the annotation of a GenBank genome assembly
AUGGAUGAAAUUCAAGAAGAGCUAUCAAAAGAAUUAGAUUUAUAUAGGGAUACUUCAGUUAGAUAUCUAGGUUACGCGAAUGAAGUAGGAGAAGCAUUCAGAUCAAUAAUCGGUAGCAAAUGGGUAAACUUUUCAUACGCCGUAGCCACUUUGUACGUUUUGGCUGAUACAACCGAUAAAAGUAUAGCAGUUUAUAAGACUGCGAUAAAUGAAAAAAACCAUACCAAAAAAGUGGUUUACACAACUGCAGAUACUCUCAUUUGGCAGUUAAUGGCUUCUGUGGCAAUUCCUGGAUUCACAAUAAAUAGGGUUUGUGCAUUAUCCAAUUAUUUUUUGAAAAAAAGUGAGAAAAUUCCUUCCUAUAACAGAAAAUGGUUGGUCACGGGUAUCGGAUUGUUCACUAUACCAUUUAUAAUCAAACCUAUUGAUAAGUUUGUAGACUUGGCGAUGGAUAAAAGUCUUAGAAAAUAUCAACCUGAAUAA